CCAUAAAGUCAUAAACCAUUCGAUUUCGGCCAUUUCUAUUUUCUUUGCAUAAGCAAAUUCAUUCGUUUACUCAUACGGUGUAUGUUUAAUUGAAUUUAUAAAAAUAAGUUUAAGUAGAUUUACGUCAAAAAACGUAAAUUACAGAAAAAUAAUGUCCAAUGAAAAGGAAGACCCCUUGCCUGAAGGGUGGGAAAUGAGAAAAAGUAGGUCUACCGGCAUGGCAUACUUUCUGAAUACGUAUACAAAACAAUCGCAAUGGGAGCGUCCUGACUCGCCCGCAGAUCCCGGCGAUGUACGGUGUAGCCAUAUUUUGGUAAAGCAUGCACAGAGCCGACGCCCAUCAUCGUGGCGAGAAGAAAACAUUACUCGCAGUAAAGAGGAAGCAUUACAGAUUCUCGAGAAAUAUAGAAAGCAAAUUGUUGCCGAAGAAGCUACUUUCUCACAUAUUGCAUCAAAGUACUCUGAUUGUUCUUCAGCUAAACGUGGUGGUGAUUUAGGCUUGUUUGGGCAUGGAAAAAUGCAGAAACCAUUUGAAGAGGAAGCUUUCAAAUUAAAGAUCGGGCAAUUGAGCAAGCCUGUUGAAACAGAUUCAGGAGUACAUAUCAUUCUUAGAACUGCUUAAAUUAUUUUUUUUUUUUGUUUACCCAAAGUAUAACUAACUAUUCCUAAGCACUUGAUAAGGCACCAUAUUUUUCUUGUAUGUUUGAAUAAACAUAAUAAAUUGGCUUACAACUUAA
Molecule: messenger RNA, 737 nt
Organism: Colias croceus (clouded yellow)
Lineage: Eukaryota; Metazoa; Arthropoda; Insecta; Lepidoptera; Pieridae
Product: putative peptidyl-prolyl cis-trans isomerase dodo
Exons: 1
Coding region: 152-622 (156 amino acids)
Cellular component (GO): nucleus; cytosol
Molecular function (GO): peptidyl-prolyl cis-trans isomerase activity; protein binding
Source: RefSeq, a predicted model, not a curated record